Molecule: messenger RNA, 2945 nt
Organism: Leptonychotes weddellii (Weddell seal)
Lineage: Eukaryota; Metazoa; Chordata; Mammalia; Carnivora; Phocidae
Gene: SELE
Product: selectin E
Biological process (GO): cell adhesion
Cellular component (GO): membrane
Molecular function (GO): calcium ion binding
Source: RefSeq, a predicted model, not a curated record
UGACUUCACAUCAGAACUGCUAAGUGGCACGAGACAGAAGCAGCAGUGACACAAACAGGAUUCCAACGCGGGCACCAAAGCCACCACUUGACAGAACAAAGGGCAUUUCAAGACUCAUCUUUUGAUAAAAAAAAAGAAUCCUAGAAGUCAUGAUCGCUUCACAGCUUCUCCCUGUUCUCACUCUUGCGCUUCUCCUGUUUAAAGAGAGUGAGGCCUGGUCGUACAAUGCCUCCACAGAAACCAUGACUUUUGACGAAGCUAGUGCUUACUGUCAGCAAAGGUACACGCAUCUGGUUGCGAUACAAAACCAAGAAGAAAUUAAGUACCUGAACUCCAUGUUCAGCUAUUCACCAACUUACUACUGGAUCGGAAUCAGAAAGGUCAAUAAGCAGUGGACCUGGAUAGGGACCCAGAAGCUUCUGACCGAAGAAGCCAGGAACUGGGCUCCAGGCGAACCGAACAAUAAGCAAACCAAUGAAGACUGUGUGGAGAUCUACAUCAAGAGAGAUAAGGACACGGGCAAGUGGAAUGAUGAGAGAUGCGACAAAAAGAAGCUUGCCUUGUGUUACACAGCUGCCUGUACCCCUACAUCCUGCAGCGGCCAUGGUGAGUGUGUGGAGACUGUCAACAGCUACACCUGUGAGUGCUACCCCGGCUUCAGUGGACUCAGGUGUGAGCACGUUGUGACCUGUCGAGCACAGGAAGACCCUGGGCACGGAAGCCUGGUUUGCACUCACCCUCUGGGGCACUUCAGCUACAAUUCUUCCUGCUCCGUCAGCUGUGAAAAGGGUUACCUCCCAAGCAGCACAGAGACCACGUGGUGUACUUCCACAGGGGACUGGAGUGCUCCUCUUCCCGCCUGCAAUGUGGUUGAGUGCAAUGCUUUGACAAAGCCUCCCAAUGGCACUAUGGACUGUCUCAAAAGCUCUGGAAACUUCCCAUGGAACACAACUUGUGCCUUUGAAUGUGAAGAAGGAUUUGAACUAAUGGGACCCAAGCACCUCCAGUGUACCUCAUCUGGGAAUUGGGACAACAAGAAGCCAACAUGUAAAGCUGUGACAUGUGAGGCCAUUGACCAUCCUCAGAAUGGGUCUGUGAGCUGCAGCCACUCCCCAGCUGGCGAGUUCACCUUCGGGUCCUCCUGCAAUUUCACAUGCGAGGAAGGCUUCCUGGUGCAGGGGCCAGCCCAACUUGAAUGCACCGCACAAGGGAAAUGGAAUCAGCAAGUCCCAGUUUGUGAAGCUUUUCAGUGCAAAGCCUUGUCCAUCCCAGAGAAAGGCUACAUGAGUUGUCUUCCUAGUGCUUCUGGAAAUUUCCAAAGUGAGUCCAGCUGUGAGUUCUUCUGUGAGAAGGGAUUUGUGUUGAAGGGAUCCAAAAAACUCAAGUGCGGCCCCACAGGCGAAUGGGACAGUGAGGAGCCCACAUGUGAAGCUGUGAAAUGUGUUGCUGUCCGGCAGCUCCAGCAUGGCUCCGUGAGGUGCACCCAUUCCUUUACUGGAGAGUUCAGCUACAGGUCCUCCUGUGCCUUCAGCUGUGAGGAAGGCUUUGAAUUACGUGGGUCAGCUCAGCUUGAGUGCACAUCUCAGGGACAGUGGACACAGGAGGUCCCCUCCUGCCAAGUGGUACAAUGUUCAAGUCUGGCAGUUUCUGGAAAGAUGAACGUGAGCUGCAGCGGGGAGCCCGUGUUUGGCACUGUGUGUGCGUUUGCAUGUCCUGAAGGAUGGACACUCAAUGGGUCUGCAGUUCUGACAUGUGAUGCCACAGGACACUGGUCUGGGAUGCCGCCUACCUGUGAAGCUCCCACUGAGUCCAAUAUUCCCCUGGCAAUCGGACUCGCCACUGCUGGGACCUCCCUCUUGACAUCAGCCUCAUUUCUCCUCUGGCUCCUGAAACGCCUUCGCAAGAGAGCAAAGAAAUUUGUUCCUGCCAGCAGCUGCCAAAGCCUUCAAUCAGACGGAUCCUUCCACAUGCCUUUGUAGUCAUUUUAAGUCAAACGGAAUCAGGAACACAGGUACCUCCAGGGAACUAGAGAAAUACCCUGAUGAUGGCAGAGACAGAAAGGGCUCCUCUGGUCUCUGGUACUUCUCAGCUCCCACAUCCACUGCUUUUACAGCUGGGAGCAUGGCACCCAUGAGGACUUCAACGGUCCACACUCUAGUGGGCGAGGCCAGCCUGCCACCAGCAACACUCAGCUUUCUCUUUCCUGUUCUCAGCAUCUGGAAAGUGCUGGAUGAUGGAGGAAAAGCAUAUUCAUUUCUGGACAAAAGUAGAGAGACUCAGGCUCUGGAAUCUCAGAAUUCCUGUUCUAACUCUCUCCCCUGCUCACUAUGAGAUCUCAGUGGAGAAACACAGUAUUUUUGGUAUUGUUUCUUUCUUUUGCCGCUCACUGUGUCUCAACUACUGAUUACAUGGUUGCUGUCAUGGGGAUGAAUAAUUCUCAGGAGUUUAGGGAAAACAACUUGGCCAAAGAUAUUCUAUCACCAAAGUGCAAAAAAUGAUAAUUUUUUAAUGCCCACAGGGGAGUGCCUGGGGAAAUCCUACUUAAUACUCUGUGUGAGGAUUACUAAGCACAGUCUUAAUCACUUUUAUCCCUGUGGGACUCAGUGCUUUAUAAAGUGCUCUUAGAGAUUGUGUUCUUUUAUUUGCAUUGACUAAAGUACAAUCUUCCCUAAUUCUUAAUUCAAUACAAGUGUUGUAGGGACUUUAAAAUAUGUGCAUGUUAAGACUAUGUUAAGGUAGAUCCUAGAUUUUUGUUUAUUAACAAACAUAAUGUUAUGUCUGUAGUAAAUUUAUUUCAAAAAAGGACAAAUGCUGUCCCCCAGCAAUGUAUAAUGUUAACCAGUAUAAAGUUGUGAAUGUUUUACUAUAGUUGCUUUUAAAAACAUGAGUAGUGGGGCUCCUGCGUGGCUCAGUCUGUUAAGUAUCUGACUCCUGAUCUCAGCUCA